AAACAACUCAGGUCAGCAACGAAAGGUGGAUCUCUUGACGUAGUUCCAAAUGGCAAACAGUUCCAGGAUCUUCAGAAAUUGAUGAAGUUGAACCGAUCAAAUGCGAUGCUUGAAGAUGCGCAAGAUGAAUCUAAGACUACAACGACCUUCAUAUGAUAUUCAUCUGCACCAAACAUUUACAGUGACACUUGUUGCACCUGUUUGCCACUGGAGGACAACUUUAAUCACAUCAAAAGUAAAACUUGAAGCCAAACUGAAAGAUACGGCAGUAUUCUAUACUAGGUAGUCGCAUUUAUUGGAGAUCUCUACUGCUACUAUUCAUUUUCUCUUCGUAAGCGUAACAAGUGAAGGUUGGAAGUACUCUUUUUCAAGGAAUUUUUUUUCACUUUUGGAAAGACCAUCGUCAUAACCUGCUGUAUAUCGAAACUGCAUCACAAAUUAUACCAACUUAAUACACAUCAAACAAUAAAAUGUCCCACCUGUCCGUUGCUUCCACCGCGGAGCCGGCGGAAGCGGCUCCGGCCGCCGACCCGGAAGCCGUUCAGAACAACGAAAACCACGAGAUCGACUCCGUGAUUCCGGAUGACCCGCUGGAAAACGAAACCCAGGCGCCGGAGGAGAACGAUCAGGAGGGGAAUGACGACAACGAAGAUGACAUCAAUUCCGUCCCCCCGCCACCCCCGGAGGAUGAGGAGGAACAAGAAACCGGUGUUGCAGCUGGUGGUAAUAUGUCUACCAACCAGCUGAACGCUGACGCUGCGGAGUUCACGAUGGGAAAUAGUAAUCAGGACCAACAAAUCGCUAAUAUGAACCCGAAUGUGGUGAGUAUGAUGGGGAAUAACAAUAUGCAACACCCUAUGGCAGGAGGCGAGAACAAGAACAAUCACCACCGGCAGAAGUGGAAUCCGAUGCACUUUGUCGGGGAGUUCGAGGACUCUCUCGGCCACCGGAUCACCUCCGUCGAGGUGCCGCCGCGGAACCCCACUGGACCGGGUAUGAAACAGCCGGAGCCGUCCUUUCACGCCCACUUUGUGGCCAGAAAUCGCCCGGAUAAGAGGUACUGAUUUGAUUCUUCCUAUAUCAAUCUGUUGCGAUUGCUUCUGCUUGCAUGACAGGGACUGCUUGCAAUGGAAUGUUCUUACGCAUCAGAAGUUAGUUGUGCAUCGAGAUUUUUGCAUGGAGAUGUUCAUGGGCUAAUAGCAUGAGAAACAAAGGUCUUUAUUCGUUAUGCGAAUACACAUACACAUCGACGAAACACAAAAACAGGUUCGUCAUCGCCCGGAAGCAGGUGAUGCGAUCGCAGAAGCGUGCUUGGAUGUGCGGGAAUGGGUACUUUUGCCACCAGCUGUCCAACCCCGACCGGAUUGUCUUUCAGACCAUCGAUGGACGGGAAAACGUCUGGACGAGGCUGCCACCGGUAGAAUUUUUGUUUGUCAUGCAGUAACAGGCAAGAGACGCACGAUUUCCGUUGCUACAGUGCUAGUUUAAGUAGUCUAUGUUUAUUGUGUGCUUCCUUUUAAUAUUGACGUUCAAGUUUGUCAUGCAUAAUAGCCACAGCACUUCGAAAUAUUAAACGACGACACUACAUCACACUAUCAGGCCGGCGCCGUUUUCUUCGAUCCGCCCCCGAAUCUGACGAUCGACGUGGAUGCCGCAAUGGCGCAGUGGCGCGAGGAGCACUUGAAACUUCUCGAGCAGAAGAUGACGGAGAUUCAUCUGGAGGACGAGCAAGCGAUUGCGGAGAAGGAACAACAACAACAGCAAAUUUUGACCGAAAAGAACGACACGACCGAACAACAAGAACAGUUGCAAAAUAACGUUGAGAAGGUGGAAAAUAUUAACGCCGUCCAACGGAAAGAAAAAAACGACAAAAAUACGACCGAAAAGCAGGCAUUCAAAACUGGCGAAAGCACACCCUCAACAACUCCGGAUGAGGAAAGCAAGGAGGAACCUAGUGCCACCGAAAACAAGAAAUCCGACGACACCGAAGCCACUUCCUGGGCAGCAAAGCUGAAGAAGUCAACAGAGACGAAAGCGUCCUCAUCAACUGCUACGAAACAGGAGAAAAAGGACACCAAGCCAGUCCCCAAAGUCAUGGAAAACGUAGAAAAGUCAUGGCCACCAAAGAAAUGGGCGGCCAAUGCCAACGCGGAGGAAUUUUUCCCGGCUUGCUUGGAAUUGACCCGACCAAGAGUAAGCGGGAAUGCGAAGCAGGUGAAGGAACUACAGGUAAGUAUGAAUUAAUCUUAAAUAAACAGAUAAGUACCACUGACUAGAGGCUUAAAGCGACGAGCUUGCGAUGUAUAUUUUCCAAACAUAGUUAGAGAUAGAACCGCGAGUAGCAUCAUCUUCUUUGUAGUUGUGCAGAUUCAAAAUCAAAUUUGACCUACUUUACUAGUUUGUCAUGCAUAUUAUCCGAAACAAAAAAAAACUUGUAUCAGGUCCGAGCGGUCUCUGAUGUUGGGAUGGGCAACCAGAUGUUCUCCGAAUUGCAGUGGACGUUGGAGGAAAAGUGGAGCCAGUUGAAGAAGAAUCCGACGGAUUUCGCAGUGGUGUCCCCGCACUUCUCAGUCGGCGUCGUGGAGAACGUAUUUUUGCUUUACAUACUGUUUGUACUUUUUGGCAGUACAGAGUCAGUUUGUCAUGUAAGAAGAAGCAUGAGAGGCUAAUAUAGAAAGAGCAGCCAACAUCCGCGCUUUAUCUACCAAGAAGCCCAAUCGUAUCGCUAUCUUGUAUGGAAAGACUCAAUACUCUGUCGUAAAUGAAAAACACAAAACAACUAUCAGCUCCAACUUUCCUUUUUCCCGUCCGGGAGGAAAGCCAGCGGCAAGAAGUCGAAGCACACCUCGCUCCAACUGAUCACGGGCGAUUUGCAGGAGAGAGCCAUGGGCUUGGAAUUGGAAAUUAUGAUCAACGGCAUUCGGUGUGAAACCGCGAAGAAGACGGUUAGUGGAAGGUUAUGGAUGUGUCAGAAUCGAAAUCGUCAAAGUUGAACUAGUUUGUCAUGCAUAAAAUGCAACGCAGAAAUUGUCUCUAUUGCAGAGAACGCAAGAGAGGCAGACUGUAAGCCUGUCGAGGGGCAGAAAUAGAGCUGCCCAAGUAGCAUGACAAAAGGCGUCGACCUUACCCAAACAGCAUGACAAACUGGAUUUAGAUUCUACCCAAAUUUGUUAUGCGCUACUUGGAAACUGGGCUGCAACUGGCCUCCACUUUACGCAUGGCAAACUAUUUCAACUUUGUUGAUUUCGAUCCUGACGCUUCCAUAAAGGUUCACCGGGGACUACCCGUCUAUGGAUGAUAAGACGGAGGAGGUGAAGAUUUGCUUGAGGAUAAUCAACUUGUUUAAGGACGAAAAAAAGAUCGAGAACUAAGAAUGGUUCUCGUACUUCUCAGGAACAACGGACAUCACGGAUUUUGUUUCCAAUCAACGCAUUAUAGAAUUUCACAACAAGAAAUCAACUAUGAUGUGGAACUGGGGUCGCCUGAUUACUCAACUUUUUGACGACCGAAAGAUCGAAGUGUAAAGGUUUUGGCACUAAUUGUAUGCAGAAUUGGCAGGGGAGGAAAAUCUGGAAGACUGCAACGAUUUUACGGCACAGUGAUGACAAAAUAAAGAGAAAAAUCUACUUGACUCAUUUACGCGCACGAGAGAAGAUGAAACUUUUUAUACUAAAUGCAUAUGAACGCGUGAUUUAUUCGUAGGAUGAUGGGAGGAGGAAGACUGAUUUUUAGAAUCAAGGGCUUAAUCUAGCGCUACACACUUUUUAGACGACCAACGGCAAAUAAUGAAAUUCCUAUACCGGGUUUUUCGUUCCGGACGAAAUAUUAAGCCACUUACAACGCACUUUGAUCAGUCUUUUUAGACAUGGAAAAGCUGAAAAAAUA
This is a messenger RNA of Amoebophrya sp. A120, 3885 nucleotides long. The record is from the annotation of a GenBank genome assembly. Lineage: Eukaryota; Dinophyceae; Syndiniales; Amoebophryaceae.